GCCGGACUGGGCAGGUCAGGACAGGACCCAGUCCCAGUCCGGUGUUUGGAAAGUGAAAAUGGGAGGGGGACAGGUUUGUCCCGUAGAUCAUUUUAUCCCAAAUGAGGGGGAUAAAUCUGACCCAUCUGGAGACUGGGUCACUUUUGUCCCACCGAGCUCUCUUCGAAGCAUCUCUGGCCGCCCCCUUCGAAGCAUUGUCGAUCUCGCAUCACCAUCCCCUUCGAAGCAUCUGGCCGGUGAGCAUGUCUUCUUCUUCUGUUUCGGCAAUCUUCCAUCAUCAUCAUCUUGGCUUGAUUUGAUAUUCAGGAGGAAGAAGCUUGAUUUUGGAGGCAAACUACCCUUCGAAGCAUUUCUGGCCGGUGAGUUUAUCUUCUGCUGCAUCCUUCCUCUGUUUCAUCGAUCUGCCAUCAUCACCUGGAAGCAGCAGUAUAGCUCAAAGGAUUACGCAGAGGUUGGUGUGUUGACAAUUUUAAGCAGCAGUAUAGCAGAAACAUCACGCAGAGGUUGGCGUGUUGACAAUUUUAAGCAGCAGUAUAGCAGAAACAUCACUCAGAGGGUUCUUCACGAUCUAGUGUCCUUGGUGAGGCUAACAUCAAUCUAGCUCAUUAUGCUGAUGCACUAAAGCCUUCUAUUGUUGCACUGCCUCUUCAGGGAUGUGACUCUGGAGCUAUUUUACAUGUAACUGUUCAGCUGCUAACUUCUAAAACUGGUUUCAGGUACAGCAUUAAAACAUCUAAAGUUUAUGGGUUAUCUAAUUUUAACAUGCUCAUUUGUAGUUGUAAUCCCUUUCAGAGAGUUUGAGCAGCAAAGGGAGCUCAGAGAGAGAGGUCUGCAGACUACAUGUGAUGAAUCUGCUGGUAGAAAAUUAUUUUCUGACGAUACCAUCAAUGAUCAGAUGGACAAGGUCUAUAACUAUUUUUGUUUAAUUUUCCAACUUUAUGAUAUUGCUUAUGAAUUGAUAUUGGUUUUUUUAUGAACUUUGUUUGCUAACAUAAAUUCUAACAAAAAAAUAAUGAACAACCUUUUUUUUUAUAAUUAAUGCAUGAACUGUUAUUGAAUUAAUAAUUUACAGCUGUAUUCUUUUUGAUUGAGAAUAGAUAUAUCAAAGUCUUUUUUCUAGGCUGCACUUUUUUUUUUGUAUUGAAAGAUUUAUGUGUAUUCUGAUGCAAACAAUGGUUGAUCCUUUGUGGUACAUAUGCGAAUUCUGAUUGGAAGUAUUUGAGUAAGUUCCCCUGAAAAAUUUAUUGGUUUCCUUUCUCUAUAGAAAAAUGAUGCAUCACUUUCUCUUAUGCCUGACAUGUCUCACAUGUGACCUGACUUGUCUGGACCGUAUAUGAAGUAUAAACUAUUAUAUUACUGUUGUUGAGCUUAAAUUGGAGGUGAGCUCGUUACAGAAUCAUGCUGAUGAAAUAGCAUGAUUUGGAUUCUCUCAACAAGGAUCUUGAAAGAAGGGCCGCUACUGCAGAAGCAGCACUGAAAAGGGCACGCUUGAAUUACUCCAUUGCUGUAGACCAGUUGCAGAAGGACCUCGAAUUACUUUCUUCCCAGGUUCUGUCCAUGUAUGAAACUAAUGAGAACCUUAUUAAGCAAGCUUUUUCAGAAUCUUCCCUGCCAAGCUUUCCGGAGUAUGAAGAAAUGGCUCAGAAUCAGAAACUGGAUUCAAAGGAAAGUCAUGCUGCGAGACUGUUGCAGUGUCAGAAUCAAUUUCAUGAGGAAAAGAAACAAAAUUUAGAUGCGGAUAUAUUUUCGGAGGAUUUGAAAAGAUCUCUCCUCUUGCAGAAGGGACUUUACCAAAAGGUUGAAGAAGAAGUCUAUGAAGUGCAUUUAUUAAAUGUAUAUUUGGAUGUUUUCUCAAAAACUCUACAGGAAACUUUGCUUGAUGCAAGUGCUGACUUCAGGUUGAUGAAAGAUAAAAUUAAUAAGCUUACACAGCAGCUGGAGCUUUCAACUGAGUCCAAGGAAUUACUGAUGCUGAAGCUGCAGGAUGCUACAAUGAGGUUCACAAUCUCAAGGAAUACAAAAAUGCCUGUGAUACAAAAUGCAACAGCCUGGCUCUGCAUAAUCAAGCUUUAGAAGCAAAUUUACAAAAUGUCACUCAUGAAAAUUGUCUUCUGGAAACAGCAGCAUUGUCACAGGAAAAGGAAGCUCAAAUCAUGACCAUAAAAGAUAAAACUGAGGAAUCUGCCAAGCUAUCACUGGAGCUUAAUGGUUUGAAAUCAAGUUUGCAAUCAUUGCAUGAUGACUUACAAGCUGAAAGAAGUGUAAGAGAUAUGGCUCAAGUGUCCUUAAAUGCAGCACAAUCAGAUAAUCUUGUAAUUAAACAGAAAUUUGAAAAUGAUGUACAAAACAUUAUGGGUAAAAUAGAUAUGUCUAGUGUCCUCGUGCAAAAGCUUCAGUCAGAAGUUAAGACUAUUGCUAACAAACUCAAGAUUAGCUUUGAAGCUGAAGAACAUUAUGCACAGCAGCACAGAGAACUUCUAUCUGAUUGGACAAAAUCCAAUAUAUAUAUACUGAUGUCAUAUUUGUUAAAAGUGCAACUACAUGUGACAUUUAUUUAUAUAUCUAUAUAUCUAUAUGUAUGAAUUGAAGAUGGAUAUUUUUAUGCUAUUAACAAGUUCUUAAUUAAAUAUUA
This is a messenger RNA of Ziziphus jujuba (common jujube), 2632 nucleotides long. RefSeq lists its product as uncharacterized. The transcript is spliced from 5 exons. Bases 59 to 601 code for a protein of 180 amino acids. NCBI's taxonomy places the organism in Eukaryota, Viridiplantae, Streptophyta, Magnoliopsida, Rosales, Rhamnaceae. The record is from RefSeq and is a predicted model, not a curated record.